AUGAAGCCCCCGCUCAACAAAUGUUCAUCUGCCACAUGUGCAAGGAGUACAAGAACGCUGGGCAUGGAGGAGGUACAAGAGCUUGAUGAAGAAGCUCCCGAGAAAGAGGCGACGGACAGGGAUGCGUAUCGCUGGAACAACCGCGGGCUGCAGGAUGCGAUGUCUAGGGCAGUCAAGGCGAUUCUCCAAUACCUUCCGACAAUUACCGGAGACGGCAGCCUGCUUCCGCCGGGGACGAGGGGUCGAGGUAGCGACAAUGUACGCUCGCCCAGGCUCGAAGCUGCCGCAUUCAAGCGCCGUUUCCCGAAUUCGCCCGUAUGUAAGCCGUUGGAAAGCGUAGAGACUCGGGCUAUCGAGGCGAUGCAGCCGAGUGCGGCGACCGGAGCGAUGCAGGACAGACCUAAGAAAGACGAAGAUUUGGGGCAUCGCUUGCGGGAAGCGGCGAUGGCAACUUUCGCUACGAUCGACGUGGAAAUCGCUCCGUACGUGCACGAGGUUAUUUUCUUCGAAGAACUGGUCCGUGACGAUCGAUUUAAGGUGAACACCAGAGGUGGGGCGGGAGUGAGGAUGAUAUGCCCUGGAUGCAAAAGCAACAAGUUUGUGAAGCCUCCAGGGGUAUCGGGGCACGGGUUCCCCUGCAUGGGUGCGAAGUUGCGAGUGGCCCACGACGUAGCCGGGGUGGUGGUGCCAGUUACGGGCAGAUACGCCUGUCUGGGUCCAGGGUGCCCUUUGAGGUUGGAGAGUGCGAAGCGAUCAGCCGCGAGAAAAAAAAGUGUGGUUGCCGACGACGGGUGGGAUGAGGACACCAUCAAGAAGCACUGCCCGAACGGCGUGAGCUUCAACACCAUGGACGAAAGUAAGCAACAGGAGAUCGAGAGGAAGGCAGGCAGAGGGCCUACGCCGUGGCCACCGUGGAAGUUCAACCGCUCGUCAAUAACCGCGACCCCGUCCGUCGCCGUGUUGAACACAAUUUACGCGGCUGGGCACGAGGAGGAUAAGGGCCACAUGCAUCGCGAGCUGCUUUCCCUGGUCGACGGUCAGUUUGUUAACGCAGACGGCUCGUACCGCCUCAUUGGGAGGGCGAACCACGACGCCCACUGCCUGUAUAGUCUGAUGCGGGAGGAUGCGAAGAUUCACGCAUACGGGGCUCUCAAAUCCGAGAGCAAGGUUGAAACUUUGCCCCUCUACAAGAGGUACGCCGAGAGGCGGAGGAGGAGCGGCACGUUGACCACCCUGCAGUGGAUCAUCGAUGACUUGUGCUGCAGAGGCGCUAAAGACGUCAAGCAGUAUUUCCUGAUGAACAUUUUCCCUGGAGUGGUCGGAGGCCACUUGGGGAUGCAUUCCAUAUGA
Messenger RNA from Ectocarpus siliculosus, 1350 nucleotides. Lineage: Eukaryota; Phaeophyceae; Ectocarpales; Ectocarpaceae. The record is from the annotation of a GenBank genome assembly.